Messenger RNA from Schistosoma intercalatum, 1870 nucleotides. The record is from the annotation of a GenBank genome assembly. NCBI's taxonomy places the organism in Eukaryota, Metazoa, Platyhelminthes, Trematoda, Strigeidida, Schistosomatidae.
UCUCGAAACAUUUCGUAACCGCGACCAUUAUUCAUGCCAGUUCUACCAUUAUUACUGUGAUAACACGAGUCGUCAUUUUUGGUUCAUAAAAUAUUUUAUAUUGAAUGUGGUUAGUUCAAGUGUUUGAGUUACAUUCAAUUGAGUUGUCGAUGGGUGCAUAACAAAUCCGACUAUAACUGAUUCAUUUCUGGAGCUUUGAUGUGUAUUCUGUGACAAGAAAACAGAAAAUGGGUGGAUCGAUGUCGAGAAUAGUUCCUGGUUUAUACAUUGGCGGAGUUGCUAGCGCUCAAUCCAAAAGUCAACUGGAAGAAAAUGGCAUUACUCAUGUCUGUAGCGUUCUCCACUACAAUUUCAAGUGUCCCACCAGAAAGCAAUUGCUGCUUCGAGCUGAUGACGACUCGAAGGAAAAUAUUGCCAAAUAUUUUAGGGACGCAUCCUUUUUCAUUCAUGGGGCAAGGGUUUAUGAUGGUGCCGUGCUAGUCCAUUGCGCUUGUGGCGUCUCUCGUAGCGUGACAAUAACUUUGGCCUAUCUGAUGACCAUAACAAAUAUGCCUCUACCAAAGCUCGUUAGAGCAGUUGUUGGUGCAAGACCAUGCGCUUGUCCGAAUAGUGGAUUUUUGGAACAAUUGAUAGAGUAUGGCAAGUCUGGUGCUGCUGCAAAAGUUCGACGUGAACUAAUCGCAUGUUAUGGUGAAUGGCCAAAGGAAAAAAUGAAUGCUGAUAUUGCUGUACUAACAGAACUGCUACUCAAACCAGAGCAUACUACCUGUAUUGGCGCAAGUGGUGGUUUCACAUUGCCGGAUGAUAUUACAGAAUAUAAUGAUGAUGAUAAUGGUAACAACAAUCAACAAGGAUCUCUUAAUAAUCCCUUAAAUCAACAAAAUUCACAAAAAAAUAAUAUGAAACCGACUAGUUAUACAAUCUAUUCAAAUAAACCAUUACAUAUACGAAGAAUACUUGCAGAGAGUGAAGAUAAUAAUCCAGCUUCGUCAUCAUCAUCAGUAUAAAAUACAAUAUUAACGGAAAAUAAACUAAUUUUAUAAAUAACUACGGUUAUUCAAAUUUGAUAUUUGUUAUUUAUUGUCAAUAAUCACUUACCACUGAUAUAUGUGAUUAAAACUGAUGUAAACCGUUUAUAAAACAAUUACUUAUUCAAUCUAACUUUAAGUUUGUAUGCUAUUUCCUUAUUUUUGUUUUAUAGAUGUUCAAACAUGUACUCUUGUCGUUACUGAAUGGUGAUGGCCUUGUUGUACACAAUUAACACUCUAACCACACCUAAUUUAUAAAUAAACUUUUAGUUAGUUUUAUUGAACAACCCGUCUCUAGGCUUUCCUUUCUUUUUGGUUUCCCUUGCAUUUGAUAUUCAGUUGUUUUUUUCAUAGCCAUAAUGUAAAAAAACAAAACAAUCAAUGCUAUGAUGCACAUACUUUCUCUAUCGCACUUUUUAAAAUCAUAAUGCCUUUGAUAUAUAUCCGUUGAUUUUCUAGUUGAUUUUUACAAAUAUCUCUUAAUUACUGGUGAAUUGAACAAUCAUUUCUGUAAUAUUAAUGUGAAUAAUCUCAUUUUCUAAUGUAUUUUCCUUUUUGAAAACUUUCAUAUAGAAAAGCCAUUCGGAUUUUCAUUAUCUUAAUGUGAUGGACCAAGCCCUUUUUCAAAAUAUAUCCUGUUGUUCCAGUGAGUCGUAACCUGUUUAACAAGCAAUCAGAUGCCACUUUUCUGAUAUAUAUAAAGUAUCCCUAUUUUAACUUUAAAAAUACAACUUGAAUGGCGAAAAAUUUCUUUUCAAUUAGCUCCUUAUCAUGAUGUGUGAACAGUAAUAUUUAAUGUCUCAUUAUAGUAUUCAAGAAAUAAAUGCACUAAUUAUUUUUUG